AUGCAGCAGUACGACGGCGAUAACGCUCCAGACGACGAAGUUCAGAACUCAGGGGACGGAGGCGACGCGAUCGUCGCUGGAGUCGACUUAACACGUGAAGACGAAGAGAAUAGGAACGCCGCAACAGCUAGUACAGCAAACGCUGCGAACAGCGCUAUACAUCGGUCAGGAGACAGUGAGGAGGACGAGGUCGAAGAAGAAGAGGACAAUUACUGGAGACGAGGGGCCUCAAGGCCUGGGUCUCCACUAAUGGCAGACAAUGCAAGCGAUAACUCUUCUAUGAUGCCACCACAAAGACCUAAAAGUCGCGUUGAUAUAACCACAAGCAGGAGUCCAGUCAGGAAUCCAGUCAGGAGUCCAAGUCCAGAAGCCCAGUUUCCAGGCGUGUCCUCGAGUCCGGAUUCAAGUUUUGCAGUACAGUACGAGCAGUGA
This is a messenger RNA of Brassicogethes aeneus, 432 nucleotides long. The record is from the annotation of a GenBank genome assembly. NCBI's taxonomy places the organism in Eukaryota, Metazoa, Arthropoda, Insecta, Coleoptera, Nitidulidae.